Messenger RNA from Branchiostoma belcheri (Belcher's lancelet), 5491 nucleotides. RefSeq lists its product as uncharacterized. Lineage: Eukaryota; Metazoa; Chordata; Leptocardii; Amphioxiformes; Branchiostomatidae. Gene Ontology annotation, biological process: choline metabolic process; acetylcholine catabolic process. Gene Ontology annotation, molecular function: acetylcholinesterase activity. The record is from RefSeq and is a predicted model, not a curated record. The transcript has 15 exons. The coding region runs from base 17 to 5173 and encodes 1718 amino acids. Gene Ontology annotation, cellular component: plasma membrane.
AAUACCAUCACCAGGCAUGGCGCUUCAAAUUCUAGCAGCGAUCUGCGUUGUACCUGCGCUGUUUAACGUACAAGCGGCAUUAGCAGCCCCCAAUGUGACGGCCCCUGCAGGGAGAGUUGCCGGACUAGAGCUGGACGUGCUGGGAACCGCGGUUAACGCCUUCCUGGGGAUCCCCUUCGCUAAACCGCCCAUCGGGGAGCAACGAUUCAAACGUGCGGAGCCCAAAGAACCAUGGGACGGAACAUACCAGGCAACAAGUAAACCUAACGCAUGCAGUCAAGAAGUCUAUGAAGAAGAAUAUUUUCUGUGGGCAAUGAACACACCAGUCAGCGAGGACUGUUUGUACCUCAACAUUUGGCAACCAAACCCCGUCCCUACAGCAGCUGCCGUCAUGGUCUGGAUAUAUGGAGGAGGAUUUUCCGCGGGCUCGGCUUCACUUGUUAGCUACGAUGGGAGAUACCUAGCGGCGACUGAAGGGGUGAUCGUGGUGGGGAUAAACUACCGACUCAGCGCCCUCGGAUUCCUGUAUGACGGCACCGACCAAGCGCCCGGGAACGUUGGCCUCACAGACCAGGUCCUGGCGCUGCAGUGGAUACAGGACAACAUCGCGUCUUUCGGAGGGGAUCCUUCGAAAGUUACGCUUUUUGGGGAAAGCGCUGGUGGAAUCAGCAUAGGGUACCAUCUCAUCUCUUCUGGAAGCUGGAAUCUUUUCAGCCGUGCAAUCCUACAGAGUGGGACAGCUCUGAUGGAAUGGGGACUGGAUUCCAGGGCGGACGCAUACGACAAAGCUGUGAGCCUGGCCAAAGCUGUCGAGUGCCCCACGAAGCAAGGCGAAAUGUUGGCGUGUCUUCGAAACAAGGACGGACAACUGCUCGUGAAUUCCUCAGUCUCACAACUGGGAUACACGGCGUUCUACCCUAUCAUAGAUGGUACCUUCAUUCCGGAAAGCCCGCCCAGUGCCUUGCAAACUGGCGCCUUCAAGAAAGCAGACAUCCUCCUCGGUUCCAACGAAAACGAAGGCACCUACGGCUUCGUUUACGGCCAAUCCCCCGGCUUCAGCGAAGACACGGAAAGCCUCAUCACCAAGGACCAGUUUCGGGAAGGGAUCGUGUACAACGUUCCUGUGCUGAAUGACUUUGCCGCUGACGCUGCAGCCUUUCAAUACACUGACUGGGAACAGCUGGGCAAGGAAACGAUGUACCGAGAUGCGCUGAAUUCUCUCUACAGCGACUUUUACUUCAUCUGCCCGGACGUCAACAUCGCUCGUGCCCACGUCAGGAAUGGAGCAUCAGCCUACAUGUACCGUUUCGCCCACCGUGCCUCGAUCUCUCCCUUCGCUCCUUGGAUGGGCGCUAUCCACGGCGAGGAGAUACCGUUUGUGUUCGGUCUGCCCCUGGAUCCGACCUACGGUUUCAACGAGGAGGAAAAGGCGCUAACUCGAAGGAUGAUGCGGCACUGGGCAAACUUUGCCAAAACAGGAACUCCAAACAACAACACAGACGGAGUUUGGAGUGCCUUUAACGAGACUGCUGGAGGCUACAUGGUGCUGGACACGCUCGAUGCCAGGAUGUUGACCGGCCCAAGCACGGUGAACUGUGCUUUCUGGGACAACUACGUCAAACCACUCAGGAACAAGACAGAGGCUUUGAUGAAUAAUGCAGGAAUGUCCAGUCCUUGUGAGGUUACCUCUGGGGCACCAGGAAACAACCACACAGGAAUACUUGCAACGAUCCUGGCACCAUGCGUUCUGGUCAUCUUACAGCUUACCACUAUGAAUCAUUAUUCGUCUCUACUUGGCAUGGCACUUCAAAUCCUAGCAGUGAUCUGCAUUGUACCGGCACUGUUUAACGUACAAGCGGUAACGGCAGCCCCCAAUGUGACGGCCCCGACGGGAAGAGUGGCCGGACUCGAGCUGGACGUUCUGGGAACCGCGGUUAACGCCUUCCUGGGGAUCCCCUUCGCUAAACCGCCCACAGGGGAGCAACGAUUCAAACGUGCGGAGCCCAAAGAACCAUGGGACGGGACAUACCAGGCAACAAGGGGCUCGGCUUCACUUGUUAGCUACGAUGGGAGAUACCUAGCGGCGACUGAGGGGGUAAUAGUGAUGGGGAUAAACUACCGACUCAGCGCACUCGGAUUCCUGUAUGACGGCACCGACCAAGCGCCCGGGAACGUCGGCCUUACGGACCAGGUCCUGGCGCUACAGUGGAUACAGGACAACAUCGCAUCUUUCGGAGGGGAUCCUUCGAAAGUCACGCUUUUUGGGGAAAGUGCUGGUGGAAUCAGUAUUGGGUAUCAUCUCAUCUACCCUGGGAGUUGGAAUCUUUUCAGCCGUGCGAUUCUACAGAGUGGGACAGCCCUGAUGGAAUGGGGACUGGAUACCAAGGCAGACGCGUACGACAAAGCUGUGAGCCUGGCCAAAGGUCUCGGAUGCCCCACAGAGCAAGGCGAAAUGCUGGCGUGUCUUCGAAACAAGGACGCGCAACUGCUUGUGAAUUCCUCAGUCUCGCAACUGGGAUACACUGCACCUAUCCUAGAUGGUAGCUUCAUUCCGGAAAGCCCGCCCAGUGCCUUGGAAACUGGUACAUUCAAGAAAGCAGACAUCCUCCUCGGUUCCAACGAAGACGAAGGCACCUACGGCUUCGUUUACGGCCAAUCGCCCGGCUUCAGCGAAGACACGGAAAGCCUCAUCACCAAGGAACAGUUUCGGGAAGGGAUCGUGUACAACGUUCCUGUGCUGAAUGACUUUGCUGCUGACGCUGCAGCCUUUCAAUACACCGACUGGGAACAGCUGGGCAAGGAAACGAUGUAUCGCGACGCACUGAAUUCUCUCUACAGCGAUUUUUACUUCAUCUGCCCGGACGUCAACAUUGCACGUGCCCACGUCAGGAACGGUGCGUCGGCCUACAUGUACCGUUUCGCCCACCGUGCCUCGAUCUCUCCCUUCGCUCCUUGGAUGGGCGCUAUCCACGGGGAGGAGAUACCGUUUGUUUUCGGCCUGCCCCUGGAUCCGACCUUCGGUUUCAACGAGGAGGAAAAGGCGCUAACUCGAAGGAUGAUGCGGCACUGGGCAAACUUUGCCAAAACAGGAACUCCAAACAACAACACAGGCGGAGUUUGGAGUGCCUUUAACGAGAGUGCUGGAGGCUACAUGGUGCUGGACACCCUCGAUGCCAGGAUGUUGACCGGCCCGAGCACGGUGAACUGUGCUUUCUGGGACAACUACGUGAAACCACUCAGGAACAAGACAGAGGCUUUGAUGAAUAAUGCAGGAAUGUCCAGUCCGUGUGAGGUUACCUCUGGGGCACCAGGAAACCACCACACAGGAAUACUGGCAACGAUCCUGGCACCAUGCGCUCUGUAUCUUAAUCUUGUAGAUUAUAGUACUCCAGAUCAACUUGCUGUUUACAGGACAAUGCCAUCACCAGGCAUGGCGCUUCAAAUUGUAGCAGCAUUCUGCAUUGUACCGUCACUGUUUAACGUACAAGCGGUAACGGCAGCCCCAAAUGUGACGGCCCCGGCAGGGAGAGUUGCCGGACUAGAGCUGGACGUGCUGGGAACCGCGGUUAACGCCUUCCUGGGGAUCCCCUUCGCUAAACCGCCCAUCGGGGAACAACGAUUCAAACAUGCGGAGCCCAAGGAACAAUGGGAAGGGACAUACCAGGCAACAAAUAAACCUAACGCAUGCAGUCAAGAAGUGUAUGAAAAUGACCCUAAUCUGUGGGGCAUGAACACACCAGUCAGCGAGGACUGUUUGUACCUCAACAUUUGGCAACCAAACCCCGUCCCUACAGCAGCUGCCGUCAUGGUCUGGAUAUAUGGAGGAGGAUUUUCCAGGGGCUCGUCUUCAUUUCCCAUCCACGAUGGGAGAUACCUAGUGGCAACUGAAGGGGUUAUAGUGGUGGGGAUAAACUACCGACUCAGCGCCCUCGGGUUCCUGUAUGACGGCACUGACCAAGCGCCCGGGAACGUUGGCCUUACGGACCAGGUCCUGGCGCUACAGUGGAUACAGGACAACAUCGCGUCUUUCGGGGGGGAUCCUUCGAAAGUUACGCUUUUUGGGCAAAGCGCUGGCGGAAUCAGCGUUGGGUACCAUCUGCUGUCUCAUGGCAGCUGGAAUCUUUUCACCCGCGCGAUUCUACAGAGUGGGACCGCCCUGAUGGAAUGGGGACAAGACUCUAGGGCGGAUGCGUACGACAAAGCUGUGAGCCUGGCCAAAGCUUUCGGGUGCCCCACGAAGCAAGGGGAAAUGCUGGCGUGUCUUCGAAACCAGGACGGACAACUCCUCGUGAAUUCCUCAGUCUCGAAAUUGGCGUUCUUCCCUGUCCUAGAUGGUAGCUUCCUUCCGGAAAGCCCGUCUGUUGCCUUGGAAACUGGUGCAUUCAAGAAAGCAGACAUCCUCCUCGGUUCCAACGAAAACGAAGGCACCUACCUCGUUUACGAGCAGUCAUCCGACACGGAAGGUAUCAUCACCAAGGACCAGUUACGUGAUGGGAUGGUGCAAAACCUUCCGAUGUUGAAUGAGUUUGCUGUUGACGCUGCAGCCUUUCAAUACACUGACUGGGAACAGCUGGGCAAGGAAACGAUGUACCGAGACGCACUCAGCUCUCUCUACGGCGAUUUUCUCUUCCUUUGCCCGGACGUCAACACUGCUCGUGCCCACGUCAGGAAUGGAGCAUCUGUCUACAUGUACAGUUUUACCCACCGCUCCUCGAUCUCUCCCUACCCCCUUUGGUUGGGCUCGGUCCAUGGCGAGGAGUUACGGUUCGUGUUUGGUCUGCCCCUGGAUCCUGCCAAAGGCUUCAACGAGGAGGAAAAGGCGCUAACUCGAAGGAUGAUGCGGCACUGGGCAAACUUUGCCAAAACAGGAAAUCCAAACGACAACACAGAUGGAAUUUGGAGUGCCUUUAACGAGACUGCUGGAGGCUACAUGGUGCUGGACACGCUCGAUGCCAGGAUGUUGACCGGCCCGAGCACAGUGAACUGUGCUUUCUGGGACAACUACGUGAAACCACUCAGGAACAAGACAGAGGCUUUGAUGAAUAAUGCAGAAAUGCCCAGUCCAUGUGAUGUUAGUUCUGGAGUACCAGGAAACAACCACACAGGAAUACUGGCAACCAUCCUGGCAGUUUGCAUACUAGUCAUUUUACAGCUUACCACUAUGACGGAUUAGUCUGAGUUGUUUAACAUUUACAUAUAUGGUUGGCCCAUUGCAGGCUAUGCAUGUAAAUCAGUAACAGGUGAUCCGGAAAAUAUAUUAUUGAAAAAAAAAGGUAUACAAGGAACUAGGAACACAAGUAAAUGAUUUUGUGUAUGCAAAGGACAGUUAGGGCAAGUACAAGUAAAUUUAGUGUGUUAGUAAUUUACAUACACGCAUGUGUACAAGACAUAGACAUACAACACUGCAUACAAGAUAUACAUUACACAUGUACCUAAUGUUACAUGUAGACCAUGAUUUUAGUAGAAAAUGAAUAGAAUGUAAUUGUAAAGU